AUGCCAAGGACGUCAUGUUGGCCAAAGGCCAGAUCUGAAGGAGGUGUGUGGGCGUCUGGUGGCAAUAUCGAUGCAUACAAGCCGAUAGCCAAGUAUGAGGGUGCUCACCGGUAUGACCCGAGAUAUGAGUGGACUGAGCGCGAGGAAAAGAAGCUUGUCAGAAAGCUUGACUACAAGAUUUGCUUCUUCGUCUGUGUGAUGUUCUUCGCCCUGCAAUUGGAUCGUGGCAAUAUCACUCAGGCUCUGUCGGACAACAUGCUCGUGGAUUUGGAUAUGAUCACAAAUCAGUACAACUACGGCAUGACCAUAUUCUAUCUAUGCUUUCUGUGCGCCGAGUUGCCAUCACAGAUGAUCUCGAAGAAACUUGGCCCAGACGUCUGGAUUCCCAUCCAGAUGUGCCUUUGGUCCAUUGUAGCCAUCUGCCAGUGCCGCCUCACAGGCGUCAAGACCUUUUAUGCCACCCGAGCCCUGCUGGGUCUCCUCGAGGGCGGCUUCAUCCCUGACUGCGUCCUGUACCUGAGCUUCUUCUACAAGAGCAAGGAGCUCCCGAUCCGCCUGAGCUUCUUCUGGGGCGGGUACAUUCUGACGCAGAUCAUCUCGGCGCUGCUGGCAUACGGUAUCCUGCACCUGCGCGAGGUGACGGGCUGGGCGGGCUGGCGCUGGCUGUUCGCCCUCGAGGGCGGCCUCACCUUUCUGAUUGGCGUGUUUGCCUGGUUCUACCUGCCCCCCUCGCCGACCCAGACGGCCUCGUGGUUCCGCGGCAAGGACGGCUGGUUCUCGGAGCACGAGGAGAAGAUCAUGGUGAACCGCAUCCUGCGCGACGACCCGGCCAAGGGCGGCAUGCACAACCGCCAGGGUCUUACCCUGUCCCUGCUGUGGGAGGCCCUCUGCGACUACGACCUGUGGCCCCUGUACCUGCUGGGCCUGACCUGGAGCAUCCCCGCCACGCCCAUGACCGCCUACAUCACCAUCGAGCUCAAGGCCCUCGGCUUCAACACGUUCGAGACCAACCUGCUGACCAUCCCGUCCUACGUGCUGUUCGGCAUCCAGCUGCUGUGCUGGACCUGGGUCUCGGAGAAGUGGAACUCGCGCAUGUGGAUUGUCAUUGUGUGCCAGAUCUGGUGUUUCCCGCUCGUGCUCGCCCUCGAGCUCCUCCCGAAUGCCGCAAGUCCUUGGGCUUGGUAUGCCUGUGCCGCUCUGUUGAUUGGCUAUCCUUAUGUCCAUGCCAUUCUCGUCGCCUUGACCUCGCGAAACGCUGGCUCCGUCCGGACCAGAACCGUUGGUAGUGCACUGUACAAUAUGGCCGUGCAGGCCAGCAACAUUAUUUCCUCGAAUAUUUACCGCACAGACGACGCGCCCAAGUACCGCAGGGGCAACAAGGUGCUUUUGGGAAUUAUAUGCUGGUCGGCCGCUUUGAUUAUCUUCACCAAGUUCUACUAUGCUUGGAGAAACAAGAAGAGAGACGAGAAGUGGAACGCCAUGAGCACCGAGGAGAGGGAUCAUUAUCUGAACACAACGACCGACCAUGGAAACAAGAGGUUGGAUUUCAGGUUCGCACAUUAA
Cryphonectria parasitica EP155 is the source of this 1563-nucleotide messenger RNA. RefSeq lists its product as uncharacterized. The coding region runs from base 1 to 1563 and encodes 520 amino acids. Gene Ontology annotation, molecular function: sulfate transmembrane transporter activity. Gene Ontology annotation, biological process: transmembrane transport. The transcript is spliced from 6 exons. NCBI's taxonomy places the organism in Eukaryota, Fungi, Ascomycota, Sordariomycetes, Diaporthales, Cryphonectriaceae. Gene Ontology annotation, cellular component: membrane. The record is from RefSeq and is a predicted model, not a curated record.